Penicillium lagena is the source of this 654-nucleotide messenger RNA. Its product is annotated as putative DRAP deaminase. The transcript has a single exon. NCBI's taxonomy places the organism in Eukaryota, Fungi, Ascomycota, Eurotiomycetes, Eurotiales, Aspergillaceae. Gene Ontology annotation, molecular function: catalytic activity. Bases 1 to 654 code for a protein of 217 amino acids. The record is from RefSeq and is a predicted model, not a curated record.
AUGCCGUCCCCCCACGUUCCCUACAUCCGGCAAUGCCUCACCCUAGCCGAAAAGUCGCCUCCACGCCCGACGAACUUCCGCGUCGGCGCCCUCCUCAUCUCCCGCAAAGACAACGACCCCUCCAUGUCCGACGACCAGAUCCUAUCAACGGGCUACACAAUGGAACUGGCCGGCAAUACGCACGCCGAGCAAUGCUGUUUCGCCAACUACGCAGCCGUGCACAGCGUCCCCGAUGAGGAAGUCGCCUCAGUGCUCCCCGCCGAGCCGGGCCGAGCACUCGUGAUGUACGUGACGAUGGAGCCGUGCGGGAAACGGCUGUCUGGGAAUGCACCGUGUGUGCAGCGCAUUAUCAACACCCGCACGGCCGGUCGUCCGGGAAUUAAAAAGGUGUUUUUUGGGGUUAAGGAGCCUGGCACGUUUGUGGGUCAGUCCGAGGGGUGUCGACUGUUGACUGAGGCAGGGAUUGAGUGGGAGCAUAUCUCCGGUUUGGAGAAGCAGAUCUUGACGGUAGCGGUGGCCGGGCAUGACAAUCGGGAAGAGGAGAUUAGGGCAGCGUUGGGGGAUGCGGAUGCUAGUGAAGGGACGAGGAGUCACGAAGAACAGCCAAGGAAUCCGAAGAAGAGGAUGAUGGAAGGGGAGACGAGGAUUUAUUAG